This is a messenger RNA of Cinara cedri, 13248 nucleotides long. Lineage: Eukaryota; Metazoa; Arthropoda; Insecta; Hemiptera; Aphididae. The record is from the annotation of a GenBank genome assembly.
AUGACCGAACAAGCUGCCCUAGUAGUGCUGUUCGAGAAGUACGUGCCCAGCUGCUUAGAAGGGCUGAAGACCAAAUUCAAAAUCAUAACUCCCAUACCAGAAAUAACGCAUAUACAAAUGCUGUGUUCGUUGCUCGAGUGCCUCUUGACCCCUGUGAAUUGUCCACCUGACUCAAGUAGAGACGUGUACGAGACGUACUUCGUGUUCGCUUGCAUCUGGGCUUUCGGUUCAGCGACGUUCCAAGACCAGGUAUGCUGCCCAAUCACCAAUUAUAAUACGAUUAUAACGACAAUUUCAUUUCUUCCUCACAGUUGAUAGAUUGGAAAACCGAAUUUUCCAAAUGGUGGACAAACCAAUUCACGACCAUUAAAAUCCCGCCGACAGGACUUGUAUUCAACUAUUAUAUUGACCACGAAACAAAAAAGUUUCGUCCAUGGUCCGAUUUAGUAACAUCGUUCGAACUCGAUCCAGGAGUUCCGCUACAGGUUAAGUUAUAUUAUUUUAUGCUGUUGAUAAAAACGGAUUAUUUUUUAUCACUAACUAUUGUACAAAAUGAUAAUCUGACCACUGUUUAUGCACAGUGAUUCAUUAUCUAUAACGCGUUUUGAGUAGUUAAAUAAUAGAUUUAUUCAAAUUCUGUUUUUAAAAAAUGUAUACUUUUUCCCAACCUACAAAUCAGACAGAGUUUGAAUAAAUCUUUUAUUUAAAGAUAAAAUGAAGUGUGAAUAUGUUAUUUAAAAUAAAAUCACUUUUAGUACCUGUAAUACGUAAUACGGUUAAAAUCCUUCGACCUUUCUAAUAAAUCAACAAUAAUGUUAUUAUGUAUAUUUGUUUUACAGCAAACACUUGUAAACACAAAUGAAACUACGCGGGUCAGAUAUUUUCUGGACCUUUUAAUAGACAAAAAAAAACCGAUAAUGUUUGUUGGUGCUGCUGGUACUGGAAAAUCGAUUAUCGUAAAUGACAAACUAAAAUCACUUUCUAGUGAUCUGUACGCCGUUUCGAACGUACCGCUUAAUUUCUAUACGUCAUCAGGUAUAUUUCAAAUGAAUACGAUUUUUUUAUUUAUACAUAUAUUUUAACUUUCUACAAAACAAAUAUAUUACACUCUAUACAUCAAAGCAAAAGUUUUGGUAGAAAAUUUGGUUUACAGGUACAAAAAAAAAAAAAAUACACAUAGUUAAACCAAUAGAACCCACGCCAUGUUCUGAAUCUAAAUGUAUGCAAUAAAAAGCGGCAAAAAAAAAAAAAGAUUCUAAGAACCGUGUUUUUUUUAAAAAUGUUCGAAAACCAAUCGUUUGAUAUUAAUUAGUUUUUGGUGUGUUCUUUUACCAGAAAUGUUACAAAAGAUUUUGGAAAAACCACUGGAGAAAAAGGCUGGACGAAACUAUGGUCCACCUGGCGGAAAAACUCUAAUAUACUUUAUUGAUGAUAUAAAUAUGCCAGAGGUAACUUACGAUAUUUAAUAUCAUGCUAUUUACUCGUUGGGUCAAAAUGAGUAUUGUAAUUUAUAAAUUAUGGUUAUAAGUAAUUCUGAUAACCUAACCUAACCUAGCUUAUUAUGUUAUAACGAGUCAAAUGAGUCUGUAUUUUACUAAUUAUAAAAUGAAAAUAUCAUAGUAUAAAUACCUAAUUUAAAUCUGUAAUCCAAAACAUGUACAUACAUAAAUAGGCGUUGAUCUUGAAUAUUUCAUUCACUUUAUAUUUUAUAAGGUCGACGCUUAUGGCACGGUGGCACCUCAUACACUCAUCAGAGAAUACAUGGACUACAAACAUUGGUAUGACCGUAUGAAAUUAUCCCUAAAAGAGAUACAAAACGUAAUGUUUGCGUCGAGCAUGAAUCCGACUGCUGGAAGUUUUACGAUAGAUUCUCGAUUACAGAGACACUUUUAUGUAUUUGCACUCGGGUAAGUCCAUGCUAUUUCCGUAAAACUCUUAAUAUAUUAAUGCACAAGAUUUUUUUUUUUGUAAGCUAUUUUUUUUUUUUAUUUUAUCAUUUAAAUAUUUUUAGAUUUCCGUCUCAGGAUGCGCUGUUUACAAUCUAUACCUCAAUUCUAAGCCAACAUUUAAAAAACCCGGCAAAUAAAUUCAACAAUGCAGUAAUGCAAUUGACAGAUAUUAUUGUACAAUUGGCAAUCGAUUUUCACAGCAGAAUUCUUACGCUAUUUUUGCCAACGGCAAUUAAGUUUCAUUACAUAUUCAAUCUGAGAGAUAUGAGUAAUGUUUUUCAGGUAAAAUUGUUUAAAUCGAAUAGUUACCGUAUAGUGUAGGUACCCGUACAAUACAUUUAGCAAAACACUAGCGUUCCAUGAAACACAUUUUUUUUUUUUACAAAUAGGGACUUAUGUUUGCCAACGGCGAUUGUGUGACAAACACUAUUUCCUUUAUACAACUGUGGUAUCACGAGACCAGCCGAAUUUAUGCCGAUAAACUAAUCGAGAACAAAGAUCAAGAAUUAUUUGCUAAAACACUUUCUGAGCAAAUAAAGAAAUCGUUUCCCGUACGUAUAUCUAAAAAAAUAUUAGUUUAUUAAAACUCAGUCACUUAAUUAAUGAACUAAGUGGCCGAAUUUACACUAAUUAAUUAAUUAGUGUNNNAUAAACUAAUCGAGAACAAAGAUCAAGAAUUAUUUGCUAAAACACUUUCUGAGCAAAUAAAGAAAUCGUUUCCCGUACGUAUAUUUAAAAAAAAAUAAUAGUUUAUUAAAACUUGGUCACUUAAUUAAUGAACUAAGUGGCCGAGUUUAUACUAAUUAAUUAAUUAGUGUAUUUAUAGAGUAAAUGGGAACUUUGGCAUAGAAAAAUUUUAAACCAUUUACAAGUAAAUGUUAUAAAUUGUUUUCAAAACGAUUUCAUAAUCUAAUUACACAUUUCUUUAAUCACCAAAAUUAAUUUAAUGAAUGUUUUUAUUCAUAAUAUGACUAUGUGAACGUAUAAGAUGUUUAUUGUAAAACUCACAACUGAAAAAUUUCUUUAGAUUUUUUCCUGAAAAUAUCAAGAAAGUGUAUCGAAAAAUGAAGUAUUACUCGUACUAAGAACUAUUAAAAUUCGUAGUUUUGUCGUAUUUUUCCGAUAAUAGAGAUAAUUGCACCGUAUUGUGUCUAGUUUACAUUUAUAUGUCUUUUUUCCACUAUUUUUGAGUACUUUAAGCAGAACUACUUUAUAUGAGGAUUACAGUGAUAAUAUUUUGGUUGAAUUGAAAAAUAAAUUUUGAAUUAUUGUAUAUAGUGCUUGAUUUGGGGGAACGCAAGGAGACUGAGUACCUUAAAAAUUUGUUGGAUAUCCCUACUUCUAACUUUAAGGGGAACACAUGGGACGGAUUAUUAUUGAAGCUUGCAUUUUCUUUAGAUAAAAUUACGAAACUUAAAUUUAUAUAUAAAUCUUACAAAAUGUAUUGAUAUCUCAUAUCUGAUAUGCGAUAAGAAUAACUAAUAAGUAGUCAUCAAUGAUGAUUCAUUAUCUAUAAAUCCACGUAACCAAUAACCACUAACCUAACCCUAAUAUUAUCAUUAAAAAACAUGCUAUUAUCUCGUUUAACCCAAUUGAUUAACUUUGAAUGUUAGUUUUAAAAAAAAACAAGUUUUAUCUAAACAAUUAUUAUAUUAUUCUGUUUUGUUAUGAUGUAUGUUAUUGAUUUUAUAUUAGUGCUUCUUAAACCGUAAAAGGGAGUAUGGGGAAGGCAAAGCCCCUCAUGAUAACAUAAGGGGUAUUAAAAUACUAAGGACUCCUUUUAAAAUAGCGACAAUACCUCUCCUACUUUUUUCCUAAGUCAAGUUCACUGUGUAUACAUGAUCCAAAUAUCAAGAAUGUGUAUUUUGAGCGUUACAUCUUUCAACAGCGUCCUAAACUAUUGGUAUUAUCAAAUUUCAUGUUUUUACAGAAAAUACAGGAUUUUAAAUAAUCCUACAAACUAAAAUAAAUCUAAAGCUUGGGCAACCAUAUUUAUUUUCAAAUCAUCAAUGUAACUCUAGUGAUGAAACUCAGCUGCUCACAGGUAUUUUUUUUUUUUUUGUACAGGAUAUUCCGGAGACUGAUUACUUGGUGAGCCCUAUGAUAUUUUCGCACUUUGCAGAAGCCAUAGGUGACACAAAGUAUAUGCCUGUCAAGUCGUGGGCAUCGCUUCAGAAGCUACUCAACGAUGCGAUGGCCUCGUACAACGAACUCAUCGGUGCCCUGAAUCUGGUUCUGUUUGAGGAUGCCAUGUCACAUGUGUGCCGCNAAGUAUAUGCCUGUCAAGUCGUGGGCAUCACUUCAGAAGCUACUCAACGAUGCAAUGGCCUCGUACAACGAACUCAUCGGUGCCCUGAAUCUGGUUCUGUUUGAGGAUGCCAUGUCACAUGUGUGCCGCAUUAACCGUGUCCUGGAACUACCCAGGGGUAAUGCGCUAUUGGUGGGGGUCGGUGGUAGUGGAAAACAGUCUUUGGCUCGGUUGUCAGCGUUCAUAUCGUCCCUGGAACCGUUUCAAGUGCAGCUCAGGUCUUCAUAUGGCAUUGCUGACUUAAAAGCCGACCUAUCCACGUUAUACAUAAAGGCCGGCCUAAAGAGCGCUGGGAUAAUGUUCCUGAUGGCUGACUCCCAGGUGGCCGACGAGCGAUUCCUCGUGCUCAUCAACGACAUGUUAGCCANGGUAAACAGUCUUUGGCUCGGUUGUCAGCAUUCAUAUCGUCCCUGGAACCGUUUCAAGUACAGCUCAGGUCCUCAUAUGGCAUUGCUGACUUAAAGGCCGACCUAUCAACCUUAUACUUAAAAGCCGGCCUAAAGAGCGCCGGGAUAAUGUUCCUGAUGGCUGACUCCCAGGUGGCCGACGAGCGAUUCCUUGUGCUCAUCAACGACAUGUUAGCCAGUGGACAGGUACCAGAAAUGUUUGCCGACGACGAAAUCGAUACGAUUAUUCAGACGAUCAGCCCUGAGGUACUAACCAUUAAUAACAUAAGAUAGCUGAGCUAAGGACAAAAAGUUAGAAUUAAGUAGAAAAGUCACUCGUAUAAAUUACUUUAAACUUACUUAGAUAAUUCAAAUUCUGAAUAACAUUUUAAGCUUAUGCUUUGUUGUAUUGAAUACCUGUCUUAUUUUAAUCUAUGACUUGUUUUUCUUCGGAUUUUGGCGGGUAUAAUUUUAAACUAUUAAUAUUUCAAAUAUUAUAAUUAUAUUGAUGUUUGAAUGUAUAAUUGUUUUACAUUUUACAUAUUUUUACCAUGUUUGAAAGUAUUCAGUCUUUAAAAUUUGAUUUAAUAAUUUAGUUUUUUUUUUUAAUAAAUGAGUGUUAGGGAAAAUGAGUAGUUAUAAUGAAAAAAUAAAAUAAAAAUGUCAACAAUUUUUUUUCUAAUUUAAGUUAUUAUUUUUUCCGCAAAACUAUCUUAACUUAAUUAAGUUAUAUAAUUUGUGUAACUUAUAUGCGCAACAUUCGUUACCUAUACUUUUAUAUGGGUAUAAAUAAACGUACCUAUGAUUAAAACUAAAUCUAAAUCACUGUGUUAUAGGUUAAAGCUGCCGGAAUUUCAGAAACCCGGGAAAACUGUUGGUAUUUCUUCAUUAAUAAAGUGAGAUCGUUGAUAAAGAUCGUGUUGUGCUUCUCUCCUGUGGGUAACNAUAAAUUACUUUAAACUUACUUAGAUAAUUCAAAUUCUGAAUAACAUUUUAAGCUUAUGCUUUUUUUUAUUGAAUAACUGUCUUAUUCUAAUCUAUGACCUAUUAAAUACAAAAACGAUGACUUGUUUUUCUUCGGAUUUCGGUGGGUAUUUUUUUAAAUUAAUAUUAUUUAAAAUAUGAUAAUUAUAUUGAUGUUUGAAUAUAUAAUUGUUUUAGAUUUUACAUAUUUUUACCAUGUUUGAAAGUAUUCAGUCUUUAAAAUUUGAUUAAAUAAUUAAGUUUUUUUUUUUAAUAAAUGAGUGUAGGGUAAACGAGUAGGUACAAUGAAAAAAUAAAAUAAAAAUGUCAACAAUUUUUUUUUCUCAUUUAAGUUACUAUUUUUUCCACAAAACUUAAUUAAGUUGUAUAAUUUGUGCAACUUAUGCACAACAUUCGUUACCUAUACGUGUACAUGGGUAUAAUAAACGUACCCAUGAUUAAAACUAAAUCUAAAUCACCGUGUUAUAGGUUAAAGCUGCCGGAAUUCAAGAAACUCGGGAAAACUGUUGGUAUUUCUUCAUUAAUAAAGUGAGAUCGUUGAUAAAGAUCGUGUUGUGCUUCUCUCCUGUGGGCAAUACUAUUCGAGUACGAGCCAGACGGUUUCCAGCUCUGGUCACGUGCACCUCUAUCAACUGGUUUUACGAAUGGCCGAAGGAANCUUUGGAAUCCGUAUCAUACAGAUUUUUAAGUGAUUUAAUGGAACUCCCAAUCAAACUAAAGAAACCGGUGUCGGUUUUCAUGGCUCAAGUACACAGUUCAGUAAAUGAAAUGUCGGUACAAUAUUUGGCAAAUGACCGUCGUUACAAUUACACAACGCCGAAAUCAUUUUUGGAACAAAUUGCACUCUAUAUGAAGCUCUUAGUGUCCAAAACCAAUGAUAUUAAAUUUGGAAUUUUGAGAUUUCAAACUGGCAUUAAACAAUUGAUAUCCUGUGCUAUACAAGUAAAUCAAAAUACGAUUACACAAAUAAUAUCUACUUAAAGAUUUAACGACUCCGAUAAAAGUUUAUUUACUAUUAUUGUUAAUGUUUUGUUAAAAGGUCGACGGUUUAAAACUCGANACAAUUGAUAUCCUGUGCUUUACAAGUAAAUCAAAAAACGAUUACCCAAAUAAUAUCUACUUAAAUAUUUAACGGUUCCGAUACAAGUUUAUUUACUAUUAUUAUUAAUAUUUUUGUUUAAAGGUCGACGGUUUAAAACUCGAAUUAGAUGUACAAGAAGUCGAACUUACCAAGAAAAACCAAAAGGCAGAAGAAUUAAUUAAAAUUGUCCAAAAAGAAACGGAAAAAGUAAAGUUUGAAAAAGACAAAGGUAUUUAUAAUUUUCAUAUACCUAACCGUCUUGAAUUGUAAAACAACAUAAUUAUCGUUUCUCUAUAGCUGCUGAAGAAGAAGACAAAGUAAUGUUGAUCGAAGAAGACGUCGGUUUGAAACAACGAAUAUGUGCGGAAGAUCUCGAAAAAGCCGAACCAGCCUUGGUAGCAGCACAAGCUGCCUUAGAUACAUUAAAUAAAGUAAUUUCACUCUUAGAUUCUGACCGUAACAGAAAAUGUAUAAGUAUUACGUUUUACUGUGAUGUGCGUUUUUGAUUUUUUGUCUAUUUGUUAACAAUUUUUUAUCCAGAAAUCUUUCUCCGUAAAUCAACUCGAGCGAUGUUUUCUAGUCGUAAAUUUAGUGUACCAAGUACUCUAUUUGAUUCGUUUAAAAGGCAUUUAUAACAUUUUAUAUUUUAUUAACGUUUUAUAAGACAUUUAUGAGAUUUUUUAGUAGUUUUUUAUAAUUGGAANAAAAGGUAUUCGAUUUUUUAUUUUUAAGUGGUUAAAAUAUUAUAAUUUAUUUUUAUCAGCGUGUUUUAAGUUCAAAUUCAUGUUGAAAUUAAUUAAAACACGAAUGUAAAAUUGUAGUUACAAAUUAAUAUAAUUUUUUAAUUUAAAUUUAUUAAAACUUUUAAAAAUAAAAAUAGACAUAUUUUUUGUAUUGUAUUGUAUUUUUUAAUUGGGUACGUAUAAUUGAAUAAAAUAAUGAUUACAAUUAGAAUUAUCAUAAAAUAAUAUAGGUAUUUAAAUCGUUAUUAUAUUUUAUACAGUAUAUUAUACAUAUCCAAUAGAAAUAUUAAACAUACUAAUAUCUACCCAUGUUAUGUUUCAGAAUAAUUUAACUGAAUUGAAAUCCUUUGGAUCGCCUCCUGAUGCCGUGGUUAACGUCACGGGUGCAGUUCUGGUCCUACAAUGUAAAAAAGGAAAAGUUCCAAAAGAUAGAAGCUGGAAAGCUUGCAAAGUAUAAUUAUUAUUUCUAGUAAUAGAUUCAGCAAAUUAUUAUUUUUUGAAAUUACCCAACAGCCAGGGUUAGACGGGAUACCCACUCAAAAAAUACCAUCAUGAUACAUGAGUUAAUAGUGUAUCUAUAUACUAGGUGCAUUUUGAAAGUAAAAAAUAUACUAGAUUCAAGAUAGAUACUAACAUGUAUCAAAGAUUCAUGAUAUAAUUUCAAAUUAAAUUUUAUAAACUAUUAUACAUUUAUAUUUGUCAGUUUUUCAAAAUAAUAUACUAAUAUACAUUUACCUAAACAUAGUACAGUAAGUACGUUAAUAGUUGGAAAAAUGCAAAUCAACUGAUAAAUCAUUGUUCAUUAAUACAAAUUUUUUUAUUAAAAUUGUAUUUUUUAUUUUAUGUUAUUGUUAUUUAAAACAAUGUCCCGUUAAAGAUUACAGAAUUAUUAAUAUUUUAUCCGGUAAAAUAAUUCAUUAAAAUAAAUUUAAACGAAACAAUUAUAAGUUUCGUCCAAUUAGAAAAGACAAUAUUGCCACCUGAGUGCGGUAAGGGCACAGAUAAAUUUUAAAUCUAAUGGUACCUAAUUUUUACAAUAUUAUCACCAUGCCUCACUAUCACAGAUCACUUAUCAGUUAUCCUUACAGAUAUCAUUCAAUAUAAUAAGCAUUAUGAUAUUAUUUAUGUUGUACAUAAUUUAUACAUAAUGAAGUGUUAGCUGUUGUAAUUUAUAUAGUUAGAUAUUUAUAUAUUAAGUAUAUAUGUAACUUAUAUAUAAGUUAAAAGUUAAUUAUUUAUAAUUUGUAAGUUUCAAUAAAUACCAAUUAUUAUUUAGACAAUAUAUACGAGUCUAACAGUUCAAAAAAAAAUAAAUAAAUAAAAAGGAUUGUAUAAUAUGUAGAAAAGUAAACGCAGUCACGGAGAGGCAGAGCCCCCUCACGUUUAUUUUCUCAGUGAUCUAAGCGUGUUGCUUGUACCUAUGAAUUUUUUGUCGGACUACAUCACAGUGUAUCACGAUACAAGAUAUAAUGGUAUCCUUGAUACAUGUAUCUGUGAUACUACCCAACCCUGCAACAGAAAUAUGUUAUUUAUUUUGGAUUCACCGAUGACAUACUCUACAAAUAUUAGAAAAACAAAUAUCUUUAGAAUAUAAUUUAUUUGUAUAGGUAAUGAUGGCUAAAGUUGACGGAUUUUUGGAUUCANUCAUAAACUACGAUAAAGAACACGUACACCCUGAUGUAGUUAAAGCGAUUCAACCUUAUUUGAAAGACCCAGAAUUCGAUCCUGAUCUCAUCGCAGGAAAGUCUUCGGCUGCUGCAGGUAAAUAAAAAUAUAAUUUAUAAUUAAUACUUUUCAAAGACUAUGUUCUUAGUAUAAGCCAGCGAUCCCCAAUCCAUCAGUUGCGGCCCGCUUGUGGGCCGUGGUCAAUAUGGUACUGAGCCACGGACGCUGGUUGAGACCAUAAUCCAAGAGUCGGAAAAAUUAAAAAAAUAUAUAUUGUUAUAAUAUAAAUGUCUAUAUUUCGAUCGAGAUUUUGUAAUAUUCCCACAAUUAUCGGCAUCGUAAAAUUGUAUUGAUUGUCGUUUUCUUAUAAUAUAUUAAUAUUCUAGAAUAUUUUUGUCAUUUUUAUCGUAUUUUAUCAUGCUCGACGUGGAGUGUGGGCACGUUGCGAUUUACUUACCCCCCGACAUUGAUUCUUUCGUAAGAGAAAAACAAUUUCGAAAAUCGCAUUGAAUAGUUCAGCUUUAACCACGUGUUUAUAAAUCGAAAACAAUAAUAAACUUCUUUUUUUAUAAAAAAUAUAAUUUUAAUCUUCUUGCAUGGUUUGUNCGUAAAAUUUUAUUGAUUGUCGUUUUCUUAUAAUACAUUAAUAUUCUAGAAUAUUUUUGUCAUUCUUAUCGUAUUUUAUCAUGCUCGGCGUGAAGUGUGGGCACGUUGCGAUUUACUUAAUCCCCGACAUUGAUUCUUUCGUAAGAGAAAAACAAUUUCGAAAAUCGCAUUGAUUAGUUCAGCUUUAACCACGUGUUUAUAAAUCGAAAACAACAAUAAACUUCUUUUUUUUAUAAAAAAUGUAAUUUUAAUCUUAUGCAUAGUUUGUUUUCCUUUUUGUAUGCAAUAUGCACAUUAUAGUUAUAUAUAUUGGUCAUACGUAUAUAAUAGGUGUCUAUUUGUGUUAUUUUUACCUGUAUAUUGGUUUAGUGGGCCUCAAAGUUUUGUUUUCAAAAUUAGUGGCCCGCACAACUUAAAAAAUUGGAAACCGUUGGUAUAAUCCAUUUAAACGAAUUUGAAAAGAACCAUCCAAAAUAGGUAGUCGUUUUGUACGAUACCUAUUUGGAACUGAUUUUAACCUAAUUUUUUAAUAACAAUUAAAAGGCAUUGCAAAUUAUUUCGAUCGUACUGGCCAAUGUUUCGUUAUUCUAUCCUAAUACUACAUCAAAUAAGUAGUUUAUAAAAUAAACGUGUCGUUUAAAUAACUUAUUAUAGAUACUUACUAAAUUUUUUUUUUCUAUUUAUCAUCAACCUCUUAUACCUAAACCUUAGCAUUAUACUCUCUUUAUUAAUAAAAUAACUUAAAAUUACCGUUUAAGGAAAUUUGCAGACAUUUUUUUUUUAAAUUAUUAAUUUAAUUUGUAAAAUGAAUGGUUUUUAUUCGAGGUUUAUGUGCAUGGGUUAUAAAUAUAAUGAAGUUCAAUGCUGUAUGGCAAGUUGUAGAACCAAAAAGAAAAGCUCGAGAUCAGGCAAACGAAGAACUGAGUGCUGCUAGGGCCAAACUUACAGAGCUUAGAAAUAAAAUUUUGGUAAUCUUUAAUGGCACCUGAUAAAUGACUCAAUUUUAUUUUUAUUACAUUAUUGUUAUUUAGGAUUUGGAAAGAAAACAAAAAAUCUUAACUGAUGAAUUUGAUAGUGCGGUCGCUGAAAAAACCAGAUGUCAAAAUCAAGCCGAUGAAACUGCUAUGAGAAUAGAUUUGGCGAAUCGACUUGUCAAUGGUUUAGCAUCGGAAAAUGUUCGGUGGAAGGACAGUGUUUUAUCGUAAAUUUCUUAAAUUAAAAAUAAUUUAAAAGGAAUUACCAUUUGUUUUAUUUCGUAUUUUAGAUUUCAAAAAAAUUUGAUUACUCUACCUGGGGAUACUCUCAUGGUUUCAGCGUUUGUGUCGUACGUUGGCUACUUUACGAAAGUAUACAGACAGAAACUAAUCCAACAGGAAUGGCUGCCAUAUUUCAAGCAAGUUAAGGUAUUUAAAUGUUCAUAACACAUCGUAAAAAAAAAAACAAAAUAAAAAAAAAAUUAUUUUUUGUAUUAUUGUUAUAAUAUAAUAUACAUUGAAACAACAAUAUACAAAUAACAAUAUAAAAAAAAACAAAAAUUAUUUUCAGCCUGAAAUACCAGUCACAGAUAAUUUAGACCCGCUUACUAUGCUCACUGACGAUACACAAAUUGCAACUUGGAAUAACGAAGGUCUACCAAAUGAUCGAAUGUCAUCUGAAAAUGCUACCAUUUUAUCUAAUUCUGAUCGAUGGCCAUUGAUGGUCGAUCCUGAGGUAGCCCCAGUUUCUAUUUUUAAAUAAAAUAUAAAUUAAAAUGUACACAUUUUUAUAAUAUGGUUUUUUAGCUUCAAGGGAUCAAAUGGAUUAAAACUAAAUAUGGCAAAACUUUAAAAGUGACUCGACUAAAUAAUAAAAAAUGCAUCAAUGAUAUUGAAAACAGUAUUAGAGAUGGGGGCGUUCUCUUGAUCGAGAAUAUGGGUGAAAAUGUUGACCCCGUUCUAGAUAAUGUUAUUGGUCGUAAUUUAAUUAAAAAAGGAAGGUAAAAAUAAAAAAGUAAUUGCCUAUAGAAAUUUAUAUAGGUAAUCAUUUUAUAAUUUCAAUUUUAGGGUUUUAAAAAUUGGUNAGCCGGUAGUGAAAUACUCGGUGACAAAGAACUUGUUCUGAAUCUCGAAAAAUCAAAAAGAACGGCUACGGAAAUCGAAAUAAAAGUCGCAGAGUCAAAAAUAACGUCAAAAGAAAUUGAUAGCGCCCGAGAAGAGUAUCGUAUUGCUGCAACAAGAGCAUCAAUAAUUUUCUUUAUAAUGAACGAUUUGAUCAAAAUAAGUCCAAUGUAUCAAUUUUCUCUAGGGGUAAUGUAUAAAAAAAGUUAAUCACUUAUUUAUAGUUAUUAGUGUUAUUGCUAAUUAAUAAUAUUUAUUUAUUUAUUCAAUUAAUUGUUCAUCAAGUUAUUAAUUAUAUACAUUUGAAUUUUAUUUCCAAAUAAUUGUUUUAACUGGAUACUUUAUUAUUAAGUGGUGGAUUUACGGGAUAGAGAAGGGUUCUAGAGGGUCUAGACCCAUCCCCAAACACCGAUAAAGUGUCAUUUAAAAAAGAGGUAUCUAAUUAUGUAACGUAUCUCAUCGUGUUCAACGGAUUUUUCUUGAGUUGUUAAUAUUAAAUAUUUUUCAAUUUUUUUUUCUGUCGGUUUUUCAUAUUUUUUUCAGACUCCCCCCCCUCUAGAAAAAUGUUUAAAAACCACCACUAUUUAGAUUAUAAUAAUUUUAUUAUUAAUGAUUUCCAUGUAUGAUUUUUAAGGCUUUUAGUGUUGUAUUCCAACGCUCCAUGAGAAAUGCAGAUAAAUCCGACACUUUAAAAGGACGAAUUAUUAAUUUAAUAGACAAUAUAACUUAUCAAACGUUUAUAUAUACAAGUCGAGGUUUAUUCGAAAAGGAUAAACUAAUAUUUAUUGUUCAAAUGACUAUUCAGGUACGAUUUAUAAUGUAUCUAUAAGUAUUAAUUUUACUUUAAUUUGUAUAAUGUUAUUUUAUUUUAUUAAUUUAUAAUUUAUUUAGAUACAAAUCCAAGCACAACAAAUAAAUCCAGCUGAUUUAGAUUAUUUAUUGAGACGGCCAUCAAUUAUUGGGAUUCAGGCUCCGUUUGAUUUUAUUUCAUCAGAUGCUUGGGGAGCUAUAAAGACACUUGUUUCGGUUGAUGAUGAAUACACGUAAAACAAUAAUUUUUUUAUAUAUAUAUACCUACGCAUGCUUAAGAGUAAUUUAAUAAUAAGUAUACCUAUAAAUGUUUUUGAAGUGGAUUAGAUAAGGACAUAGAGUCGUUUCAUAAACGUUGGCAAAUAUAUAUUGAUAGCGAAGCUCCAGAAAAAGAAAUAAUGCCACAAGGGUGGAAAAAUAAAACUUCAUUCCAAAGACUUUGUGUAAUUAGAGCUUUAAGAACUGACCGAAUGACUUAUGCUGCAAAAGUUUACGUCCAGGAAGUUCUUGGAGCUAAAUAUACCAACUUUAGGCCACCAGAAUUUUUUGAAUCGUUCAAAGAAACUUCUUCAAAAACUCCUAUAUUUUUCAUAUUGUCAACUGGAGUCGAUCCAACACGU